Messenger RNA from Theobroma cacao (cacao), 1338 nucleotides. RefSeq lists its product as uncharacterized. NCBI's taxonomy places the organism in Eukaryota, Viridiplantae, Streptophyta, Magnoliopsida, Malvales, Malvaceae. The record is from RefSeq and is a predicted model, not a curated record.
CUGUCGUCCUCAACUUUGUCCUGGAAGGUCAAAAGAUGUUACCAGUCAGUGGUCUCCCAUCCUCUUUUCAUACUCCAGGCCCAAUCAAACGGCAGGAAUUAUAUGAGUUUCCUGUCUCUUUCCUUGACGAUGUUUCUGAUUUCUAUGGCUUUCUUCUGCCCUUUAUAAACCCCCAUCUGCACUCUCUUGUGAUGUAUCUUCGCAUUGUAGUUUUGAUAUAUCCUUCUCAUUCUCAUUGCCAAUUUGUUCAAAGUUUAUUUGGGGUUUCAUUUCGUUCAGGUGUCAAGUUCAGGUUCUUAUUAGUUCUUAAGUUCAAAAUGGAGCAUGAAAACAAGUAUCAGCUUGUUGCAGCAGCAAAAUACGAGUGUCUUCUCUUUGAUGUGGAUGAUACCCUUUAUCCUCUGAGUUCUGGUUUGUCCAAGGCAUGCACCAAGAAUAUCGAAGAAUUCAUGAUUCAAAAGCUUGGAAUAGAAGGAAACAAAGUCACAGAGAUUAAUCGUGUGCUAUACAAAAAUUAUGGGACAUCAAUGGCUGGUCUCAGGGCUGUUGGUUAUAACUUUGACUAUGAUGACUACCAUAGCUUUGUUCAUGGGAGAUUACCCUACGAGAACCUGAAACCUGAUCCUGUCAUGAGGAGUCUUUUGCUUAGCUUGCCAAUUCGCAAAGUUAUAUUCUCUAAUGGAGAUGACGUCCAUGUGGCUAAAGUUCUAAGGAAACUUGGUUUGGAGGAUUGCUUUGAAAGGGUGAUAAGCUUUGAGACACUUAACCCCAUCAAUGGAAGCAGUACUUCAGAUGGAGAAGACAGCUUGAAGUUGAGAGCCUUAAGUGCUAAAAUUCUUGAUGCCACCAAUUUGCCUUGCCAAUCAGCACUUCCAGAAAGCCCAAUAAUCUGCAAACCAUUUGAAAAUGCAUUUGAACAAGCCUUCAAGAUAGCUAACAUCAACCCUCAAAAAACACUCUUCUUUGACGACAGCAUCCGCAACAUACAAACAGGAAAACAAAUAGGCCUCCACACUGUGUUGGUGGGCACUUCCCAGAGAACAAAUGGAGCAGAUUAUGCAUUAGAGAGCAUACACAACAUCAGGGAAGCACUCCCAGAGCUGUGGGAAGCAGAUAACAAGAAAUUAGAAGGUGUAAGGUAUUCUGGAGAGGUUGCAAUCCAGACAUCAGUGAUGGCCUAGCUGCUUCCUGAUCAACAGCAAAAUGUCAAAAUCAAAAUUUCACAAAAUUUCAACUAUCCCUCUUAACAUUUUGUCUCCACAGCCACUUUUUGUCCUCAAUGUGGAAUUUGUAUCUUUCACUUUAACCAUCAAUAAAAAGUUAUCUUUUCUUGAUUCA